Sphaerodactylus townsendi is the source of this 5169-nucleotide messenger RNA. It is a transcript of the gene TMEM121, whose product is annotated as transmembrane protein 121. NCBI's taxonomy places the organism in Eukaryota, Metazoa, Chordata, Lepidosauria, Squamata, Sphaerodactylidae. The record is from RefSeq and is a predicted model, not a curated record. The transcript is spliced from 2 exons. Bases 1152 to 2090 code for a protein of 312 amino acids.
GUGGCCCCCGUCAUCAGACCGACUGCCUCCUCUCCGCCGCCCCCCCACCCCAGCCCGGCGGCCCCUCCCGCAAGAGCAGCAGCCCUGCCUGCACGGAGUGGGGAGCCGCGGGGAGCUGCAGCUGCGGCGACUAGCCCCGGGGGGCGUCGAGCAUCGCCGGAGAGCCGGCGGGGGCGGCGGAGGUGGGGGGGGGGGCAGCCGAGCGCCCCCACCGCCGGCGGCCGGGGAAGGAGGCGGGCGAGGGCGAUAGCGAGGGCGGCCGCCUCUCGCCUCCGCUCUCCCGGCCGGGUCCAAGCGGCGAGGGAAGAUUCAGCACCUGGACAGCUCCCAGAUCGCUGUAGAUGAGAUGGUGGAUUGGGCCCCUUGCUGGGAAAUGCAAGCCUCACUCAUCAUGGAUACAGCUCCAGACAGGGUGGUGGCAGUAAGAGCGGAGGGGAUGGUAAGCCAGAGGAUACACUGGGAAGCUGGCAAUCCUAUCCACAGCUCUGGAAAAAAUUGAAGUUACUCAUUUCGGGAGUGACUCAUUUUGAUCCACUUCUCUGCCACGUCGAGGCGGACGCCCAGCCGGUUCUGUAACUGCUGAGGUUUUGGAUGCAUUGCUGACAGAAAGCCCAUAAACGGAUUAUCUGUGGUCCGCUGUGGAACUAUUCCUGUGUGAAAAGCCUGUGGUGAAAAGGCCAAUGGAAUCCAAGAAAAGGAAUCAGAAGUGAAAGAAAGAGAGGUUUCCCAGAAGUACUUAUACAGGUAUGGAGGGUAGCCCCAGGAAAACAGUUCAGGGCCUAGGGGGGUCCAGUGGAGUAUUUGUCUGAGACUUUUGCAUGUGAGAAACUCACCUCACAGACAGCAAAGCCUCUCGGAUUAAUGACUGCGCCAGCUGCAUUCCAGUUCUGAGUCACUAUAGCCUGAGGGUAUCCCAUGAAAUAUCAAGCUCAUCUGUCAUUGCUUCACUAGGACUUUUUUUCUUCUUCCUGAGUUCCUUGGAGAAAGGGAAGGAUUAAAAAAACCGCUUCCCAAAUAAAUAAGGGACAAACCUGUCACCCACCAGGUGGUACUCCAUUAGUAAUGAAUGCAGCGCUGCCCUUGUAGUAACACCUUGUUGUAAUUGGAGGCCAGAAUACGAGAGAGAGAGAGAGGAGUUCCAUCAUCCCACCAUGGUGCUUCCGCCUCCGGACAAACGUCACGUGUGUCUCACCACUAUUGUCAUCAUGACCAGCAUGGCCUUCAUGGACGCCUAUCUGGUGGAACAGAACCAAGGGCCUCGUAAAAUUGGCGUCUGCAUCAUCGUGCUGGUGGGAGAUAUCUGCUUUCUGAUCGUGCUGCGCUACGUGGCUGUGUGGGUGGGGGCCGAGGUGAAGACGGCAAAGCGUGGCUAUGCAAUGAUCCUCUGGUUCCUCUACAUCUUUGUGCUGGAGAUAAAACUGUAUUUUAUAUUCCAGAAUUACAAGGCCGAUAAGAGAAAUCUGGAAACGGUGGCCAGGAAGGCUCUGACCUUGCUGCUGUCCAUCUGUGUGCCGGGAUUAUACCUGGUGCUAGUGGCAUUGGAUAGCAUGGAGUACAUACGCACCUUCCGGAAGAAAGAGGAUUUGCGGGGGCGCCUCUUCUGGGUAGCCCUGGAUCUCCUGGAUAUCUUAGACAUUCAAGCCAACCUGUGGGAACCGCACAAAACUGGGCUGCCGAUCUGGGCGGAAGGACUCAUGUUCUUCUACUGCUACAUCCUGCUCCUCAUCCUUCCUUGUGUUUCUCUCAGUGAGAUCAGCAUGCAAGGGGAGCACAUUGCGCCCCAGAAAAUGAUGCUCUACCCUGUCCUGAGCCUGGUGACCAUCAACAUCGUCACCAUCUUCAUCCGGGCCAUCAACAUGGUCUUGUUCCAGGACAGCCGGGUCUCCACCAUCUUUAUCGGCAAGAACAUCAUCGCCAUCGCCACCAAAGCCUGCACUUUCCUCGAGUACAAGAAGCAGGUGAAAGAGUUCCCACAAAACGCCAUUGCGCUCGAGCUGCAGCAGAACUCGGUUUCCCACAACCAGACUGUCCACAGUACGCAAGGCAUUGCUCACGAGCCCUCGCCUACCAGAGAGAUCUUGGACACAUGACGGGGUCCCGCGGACACCCGUGCUUGCUGACAUUUCCUUGGGUGAGGGUAAGGGGGCAGGAGAGGGGAUUCUGCUCUCAUCCCAGCACAGAGAGCUGCACUUGGGCACAAGAUUUUGAUCAAAAAGGUGACAUGUCCCCUGCAUCUCAGGUAUUUCCUAGGGGCCCUCUAGAAACAAAACAAAACCAAAUGAACCUUCGGAGAAGAACCGUGCCCCAGAAUCUUAUCUUUUAUACCUGUUCCUUGUGCUUCAAUAAGACAGGAACGGCCAUUUUUUGUUAGAAGAGUCUUUUUUAAAAUAGGGGUGUGGGAUAGGCAGGGGUAGGGGGUGGGACGAUCCGGACACGAGCUUGAACCAGUGAACCCUGCGACCGUCCACGUCCUACUGAAAAUGGCUGUGUUUACAGGUUUCUGGAUAUUUUUUAAAAAGAAAACUCAACUUGUUUAAUCAUUGCUAGGAAUUCUGGGUGAAUUUUGAUGAUUUUUUUAGAAAAAGAAACUUUACCAUUCAAUCCCUGGACUGUUCUCUUUAACGGCACUCAGCAAGCCCCAGCAAACAGGUUGGGAAAUCGGUAGCUCCAAAUAGUCCCACUGUGGUGGUGGGAAAAUAGUCCCACUGGGGAAAGCCUUUGACAAGCUCACGUUUAGAGUCUCUCUGGUGCUUUAUCACACGAUUCAGAACCGUCUUUCUAUGUUUAAAAGAGUCUCUUUUCCUCUCAUUUCUGCAACACCAACCCUGGUUGCCUGAGAGGAGAGGAUGAGGAAAGGGCAGCUGCGAAGAGCGGUUAUGAGUAGAACUUGUGGCUGUUGGGUUAACGCAGAUUCAUUUCAUUCCAGCAAUAGCUGAAAUUAUAAGGAGACUGCUUUGCUGUAACCCAGGAAAUUGCAAACGCAGGGGCUGGGACCUUCAGGUGGGUCAUGAAACCCCUUCAACAGGUUCAUGAGUGCCAAACUUUUCUGUUGCCUUUAGGAAGGACCUGCUAUGCUACCUGCCUCUCUUUGCCUGCAUGCUAAAAAGAGGAGUGGAAAAGCAAAGUGAAGUUUCUCAGUGGUGGGGAGGGGGAAGAGAUCCUCUAUCGGUCUGACCCUGGCUUGGUCCUUGCUAUGGUACAUCUCCUGGAGCUUGGCUUGUGUUUCUCAUCCCCAGUUCUUUUAGAUCUAUUUCCCUUGGUUCCUGGCCUUGUCACUGGUGAGGUCAUAUCCUAUCACAUGACUCUGAUGGCGUGUGACUUCCUUGCUAGUCCCAUGCUCAGUAGAUUGAGGGGUUUGAAAGGGUGAAGGUAGUUGCUGUGAUCUACAUAAUGAUUUGGAUAGGUCAGUCCAUGUGUGCAGUUCAUGGGAGCUGCUGGGUGAAAGGAGUGAGGAGCAGCCAGAUGUAAGCAUUAAAAUGCCCUCAGGAAAUUAUUCCUGCCGGGUGGACUGGUAGGUUAAGGUUCCCAACACAGUCUCAGCAAAUGGUAGGGGAUAUCCCAACAGAAGUCAGUUUCAGGUAAACAGCUCCAGGUUAACUCAGCCUUCUGUCCUUCCAAGGUUGGUAAAAUGAGAACCCAGCUUGCUGGGGGUAAAAUGUAGAUGACUGGGGAAGGCAAUGGCAAACCAGCCCAUAAACACAGUCUGCCUGGUAUGGUAAACAACGUGAUGUGACAUCAUCCCAUGGGUCAGAACUGACCUGGUACUUGCACAGUACUUCACCUGGUACCUUACCUUUUUAAAAAAAGGGGGUGAAUACAACAAAAAUGUGGACAGAGUUGGCAUGUCCGCAAUUCCCACUUUGUGAUCUUCUCCCAUUGCUGCAUCAUGUGCUUGCUCCUGAUCAUCCCAUGCACCACAAGCACUCCAACAACAGCUGUAACUAAUCAUCUUUGGGGGCUGACGGACAAUAUUCCCAUAACUUCCUCCCUACUUUCAUAAACUGGAAGGCUCAAUGCGCGUUGCCCUCAGCUACAAAGGAUAAUGGAUCCGGUUUGGAUUCCUGCUGCCAUCACCUCAUGAUCAGGAUCCCAGACUAUUCAGCCUGGUUUUUAGUGUGUGUCAUAAAGCUCAGCCUCACAACAAGGAUCUAACAGUGAUGUGCGUGCAUUACUAAACAACUGCAUGUUCCGUCCUUUAAGAGCCAAGUUUUGCGUUUCAUGAGAGAAAGAGAAAGGUCAAGAAAGACAAUGCACGUGAGACAUAGUGCAUUUUCAUGUUCCUCCUUUCUAGAAGAGAAGAAGAGUUUGGAUUUAUAUCCCCCCCUUUCUCUCCUGUAGGAGACUAAAGGGGCUUUAGAAUCUCCUUGCUCUUUCACCUCACAAGAAACACCCUGUGAGGCGGGUGGGGCUGAGAGAGCUCAGAAAAGCAGUGACUAGCCCAAGGUCACCCAGCUGGCGUGUGUGGGAGUGCACAGGCUAAUCUGAAUUCCCCAGAUGAGCCUCCGCAGCUCAGGCGGCAGAGCGGGGAAUCAAACCUGGUUCCUCCAGAUCAGAAUUCACCUGCUUUUAACCACUACGCCACUGCUGCUCCUAGCAGGCAAUGCUUAGUUUUGCCUGGGUUACCUCAUUCCAGAUAGGGAAGGGAGAGGGCCCUGAAGUCCUUUUGUAGAGGACAAGCUCAGUCUUUCUGUUCUAUGAUCCAGCCAUUCUCAUCUAAAUCACUGGAAAAGAAGGAUUGUGAAGAGAUGCGGGGAGGGCACACUCUGAAGUCUUCAAGAGAACCUAGGUAACUCUCUGGAGGGAAUAGCACGGAGUAUUGUUUUAGGGGAUUUGGUAUGCAAAGGUAGUCCACUAGGUCAUUGCCCCACCCCUGCUCCACACGGCCCUUCCUUGAACAUCCCUCCAAACUUGCUACUCUCAGGCUCAAGAAGGAGAACAUCUUGGGGUCUUCAAGCCAUUGGCCACUUCUGAAUUGAAGGUAUGUCAAAGUGCUGAGCUUUCUUCCUAGCCAAAAGGCAACGCGUUCGGAUUAUUUUGUCCCCUACCCACAGAGGGACACCAGUCCAGUAGGGAGCUUGGUCAUAGCACUGGGCGUAUGGUUCUUAAUUUGUUUAAAGAGAAUUCUGUUUUAUGUAAUAAAUGGUUCUGGACACCCACCAGGAAGUUCUG